AACACCAUCAUACACUUGAAUGACAGAAUCUGAACCAUGUAAACACUCACAACAGUUUUAUUUGAACAACAAUGACUCUUUCCAGCGUGUGUUUCUACUACAUUUCAAGUAAAUUGUAGGCUACACACAUGGACUUCCUUGCAGCAAAGACAUCUAUUGUGUCAUUAAAUGAUACAAAUGAAACGUCUUCACACAAAACGGCAUUUUAAAAAAGAUGACAUAACGUUACCUUUAUAUUGGGACUUCUUCUCCUCCUCUUUUCUUCUCUUUCGAUGCUGCGCACCGGAGAGAUUUGACGGCCGUUUCAUCUUGAAAGAUUUAUCAAAACAUAACGUGUCUGUCACUUGACGUGACCUGACCUCUGUGACAGCGGUCUGACCGUCUAAAGGGGGGCAAGGCAAUGACCACACGUCACGUGACUCAGCACCACAACCAGCCGCUCCGAGCUCAGGAUCCCUCCUGUUGCCAACAUGCUGCCGAGUUCUCGCCUUGCAAAGAAGCUUGUGACCAGCUCGCCACUAUAAAGAGUGAGUCACGUCUAAAGCAUCUCCUCCAGAGGUUACCCAGCUACUGUCCAGAAUUGAUGAAUGAGCUUUGGAUGUGCAUUAACUCUACACUUCCAGGAGUGUCCAGGAAGUCGGACGGCUGGGUGGGGCUGGGCUGCUGUGAGCUGGCUAUCUCAGCUGAGUGUCGCAGGGAGUGCAGACAGGCAUCAUCUAAGAAUGACAUAACAAAAGUAUGCAAAAAAGUCACAGAGAACUCUCUCUACAGCUGCAUCACCAAAAAUGAAGAGGGCUCCACAUGCUGCAGCUACGCAGGGCGCCACACCACCUGCAGGGAGUACUGCCAGGCCAUCUUCAGGACCGACUCGACGCCCACCGUGUCCCAGAUCAAAGCUGUGACAGAUUACUGUCAGAGUAUCAGCACUCAGCUGCUCAGCUGCGUCAGCAACUUCACCAAGUCCUACCCCAUACGCAGCCCCAUAGACAGUCUGUACUGCUGUGACCGGGCCGAGGCUACCCACUGCCAGGUGGCCUGCCGGAGAAUCCUUCGCACCAUGAGCACAGAACAUGAGAUCAUGGAGGGUUUGAUCGAGGAGUGUGGCUCCCAGCCUCUUCCUCAGGAGCCCAUGUGGCAGUGCUUCCUGGGCAGCGCCCACCCUCCGUCCCCGCCUGAAGAGGAGACCCCCCAUCCUGCCAAGAUGGACUGUGCCAAGCUGCACUGCUGCUCCAAGGCGAACACCUCACUCUGCAGGGACAUGUGUCAGGAGAUCAGCACUAACUGGGGCAGCCAGACGUGGCAGGACUUCGACCAGCUCUGUGAGUACAACACAGUGGAGACGGAGCUCAUCAACUGCCUGGCUGAUGUCAGAGAGCCCUGUCAGCUGGGCUGCAAGGACCUCGCCUACUGCACCAACUUCAACAACAGGCCCACCGAGCUGUUCCGCAGCUGUAACGUCCAGUCGGACCAGGGCGCCAUGAACGACAUCAAGCUGUGGUCCAACGGCACCAUCAAGAUGCCCUUCAUGAACAUCCCUGUUCUGGACAUCAGGAAGUGUCUCCCCGACAUGUGGAAGGCCGUGGCCUGCUCUCUGCAGAUCAAACCGUGCCACAGCAAGUCCAGAGGCAGCGUCAUAUGCAAGUCAGACUGUGUGGAGAUCCUGACCCAGUGUGGGGACAGGAAACGUUUCCAUGAAGGACAAACUCCAGAGAGGAUCUGUGAGCUGCUGUCCCCCAUCGAUGACCCCGAGCGCUGCAUCCCCCUCCACACAUACCUGACCCCCAGUCCUCUAGGGAAGAGCAUCGUGGAGGAGGUGAUCCAUCCCUGCAACCCCAACCCCUGCCCCAGCAACCACCUCUGCCACGUCAACAGGAAGGGCUGCCUCGACGAACUCAACUGUCAGCCGUUCCUCUGUGUGCCAGGCUGUAAACUCGGGGAGGCCUCAGAGUUUCUGGUGCAGCAGGACGCUCGUAUCCAGGUGCCGACUCGUACUGGACCUACUGGUUGCCACGAGGUGUGCAGCUGUGGUGUCAGUGGGCGUCUGGAGAACUGUGUGGAGAUGCCCUGCGUGGACACCAACAAGCCCUGCAUCGUAGAAGGACUGAGGAAGAGCCACGGGAAGUCCUUCAGGAUCAACUGUCGUACCUGUUCCUGCUUCGCUGGAGACACCAUCUGCUCUUCAAGAGAAUGUCUCAGCCUCGACAGCUCCAACGAGGACCGCAGACACUUUACUGGUCUUCCCUGUAGCUGUCCGGACCGGUUUGUCCCCGUGUGCGCCUUAAACGGGCGUACGUACCCCAGCGCCUGCGUGGCGCGCUGCAUGGGCUUCAAGGAUCACCAGUUUGUCUUCGGCUUGUGCCGCCUCAGUAACCCCUGCACCAGCAAACCCUGCCAGAGGAACCAGAGGUGCAUCCCAAAGUACCGAGUGUGCCUGAGUGACUCGUCAGACUGCCCCCAGUACGAGUGCGUUGGCCGACCAGCAGCCUGUGAUAAGAACAGCGUGGAACCAGUCUGUGACACCGACGGCCUGGUCCAUCCCAGUCUGUGCCAGCUGCAGCAGGCUGGGAAAACCCUGGCCUACAUGGGCCACUGCCAGGAUGCCUGUAAGAAGGUUCAGGAGGUUUGUGGCCAUAACGGUGAAACAUAUGACAGCGAGUGUGAUGCCUUCUCUGACCGCGUGGCGGUGGACUACGAGGGCCCGUGCCACGCCGUGGGGGCCAUGUCUGACGUGGCCCCUGAGUCCGCCUGCAGCGUGAUCCCCUGCCCCCCUCUGUCCACGCCAGGCUGCCAGCCCGUCACCCCGCCUGGAGCCUGCUGUCCGAUAUGUGCCAGCAUGUUGCAGAUCCUCUGGAACAAAGAGCAGAUAAACACUUUCUCCAAGCUGAAUAAGAACCAGCCGGUGACGGUGCACGACGUGCUGCAGAUCCUCAGGUUUUAUGUCUCGGUGCCUCAGUGUGACGUCUUCGGAUACCUGAGCAUCGACCACCAGCUGGUGGUCCUCAUAGCUCCAGUAGACCAGCAGCCUACAGCACUGCAGGUGGAAGCCUGCAGUAAGGAGGCGGAGAAGAUAGAUUCCCUCAUCAACUACGCCAGCCCCACGCUGGUCUCCCACGUCCCCCUCUCCGCCUUCCUCUUAUCCGAGAUCAAGACCUCGUCCAUCCGCUCCUCCGGGGCUCCUCCUCCUCCUCCUCCUCUGGCCCUCUGCCUCCUGCUGGGCCUCCUCCUCACUGCUGCUCCCGUCAUCCAGCAGGUCUGACAGCUCCUAUCAGCCUGUCCCUCCUCCAUCAUUAACUCUUAAUGCUCCAAAGUACCCCUCACCCCCCCCUACUGGGACGACGGGGAUGUGACGAGGAGAAGAAGAAGAAGAAGAAGAAGAAGAAGAAGAAGAAGAAGAAGCAGCACGGACGCCUUUGUCGACAAUCAUUCCUUCACCUGCGUGUCAAACAAUCAAGCUGGUGGAAAAGCUAUUAUUAUGAACAGUGUUAUUCAGUGGAUGACUCGCCUCCAGUGGAGAGUGUUGAAGUGUGUGUGUGUGUGUGUGUGUGUGUGUGUGUGUGUGUGUGUUACGAGGGGCAUUUUAUGUCAGUGAACUAUCCUAAAUGACAUCAAACCUCUAACGUGCGCAUAAAUAUCACAUAAAUGUGAUCUUGUGAUUGUGUGUGAUCCUGUCAU
Centropristis striata (black sea bass) is the source of this 3672-nucleotide messenger RNA. RefSeq names its product reversion-inducing-cysteine-rich protein with kazal motifs (gene reck). Gene Ontology annotation, cellular component: plasma membrane. Lineage: Eukaryota; Metazoa; Chordata; Actinopteri; Perciformes; Serranidae. The record is from RefSeq and is a predicted model, not a curated record. Gene Ontology annotation, molecular function: metalloendopeptidase inhibitor activity; protein binding. The transcript is spliced from 22 exons. Bases 401 to 3256 code for a protein of 951 amino acids. Gene Ontology annotation, biological process: extracellular matrix organization; blood vessel maturation; sprouting angiogenesis.